Osmerus eperlanus (European smelt) is the source of this 2098-nucleotide messenger RNA. RefSeq names its product coiled-coil domain-containing protein 134-like. The record is from RefSeq and is a predicted model, not a curated record. The transcript has 7 exons. Bases 294 to 977 code for a protein of 227 amino acids. Lineage: Eukaryota; Metazoa; Chordata; Actinopteri; Osmeriformes; Osmeridae.
UGGCUGUCAUUUGGCCAAGUCAGUAGCCGGUAUGACCCGUGGCGCACAAGGACUGGAGCAAACGAGUAGUGUACGUAAAUUAACGAUUCAAAUGCUACAUCGUCGCUUGAGGAUUGUAACGAGCAAUCAAAUGCUCGGCUACGUAAAUUUUUUAUCUCAAUGAGAAAAGUAAAAGCGCGACAAAUCGCUUAUCGUAUUGAGGAAGUGAUCGUUAACGUUCUGAGGGGUGAAUUCUUUUUAUUAGAUUUUUUUUUACUUCACGCAGAGUGCCUCUCUGUUGCCCCCUGCUGGCCAUGCUGAGUGUGUGCUCCGUGUUCCUGCUAGUGGCGGCCACAGCCUCGGCCUCUGCAGAUCCAGACACACACAGACAUGACUCCAACCUGGAGAUCUACAAGCGCCUGUUUGAGACAAAGAGGAAGGAUCAGCUGAACGCCCUGAAGAACCUGGUGGAGCUGAACGACAUCAACCAGCAGUACAAGAUCAUAGACAUUAUGCUCAAAGGCUUGUUCAAGGUGCUGGAGGAUUCCAGAGCGAUCCUAAUUGCAGCCAACAUGCAGCCUGAUGACCCAUUCCCCAUGGACGACAAGAUCAAAGAAGCCUACUCCCAUGUGGUGGAGAACACGGCGUUCUUCGGCGACGUGGCUUUGCGGUUCCCCCGCAUCGUCCACCAUUACUACGACCGCAACUCUGAGUGGGGGGGGCUGCUGCGCUGGGGGCUGCGCUUCUGCAACCUCACCGGGGUCUUCACUGGGGGGGCACACCAGCAUGUGCUCACACUGAUGUCGCAGGAGCUGGGAAUAGCAGAGAAAUCUCCUGACUUCACCAACCCCUACCGCACGGAGAGAGACGAUCUGCUUCACACUGCUGAGGCCUUUCAGAAGAUCCUCAGGGAGGAGGAGAAGAGGAGGAGGAAGGAGGAGAAGAGGAAAGAGAUCAGAAAAGGCCCACGCAUCUCUCGCUCCCGCACUGAGCUAUGAGACUGUACCCCAGCAUCCUGGGAGCAUGGGAGGAGAAGAGAGGAGGAGGACUGGAGAGGAAGGGAGGAGGAGUGGAGAUGAAGGGAGGAGGAGGAGUGGAGAGGAAGGGGGGAGAGAGAACGUUUGAAGGAAUAGCCUUGAGGCAGAAGGGGGAGAGUUAACUAAUGAGCUCUGUCCAGGUAUAAAAUAGCAGGACACAGGAACGAAUAGUCCAGGAGCCUUCUGUAGAAGGGGAUUUGAAAAGGGAAAACCAUUUUGAUAACUUGAUUACAAAUAAAUGUACUUUGGAAUAUAAUUCAUUUGAAUAUGAUGAAUUUACAAGAACAACUUCAAAUAGAGAUUGCUAUGUGUUAUAUUUAAACUUUACAAUACACUGUAUUAUCAUAUACUACAAACAAGCACUGAAGUAAUUCAAUUUAGCCUCAAUUUGUAUAGAAGAAUGUAUUUGGUUUACCCAUAAAGCCAAGCUUAAAAUACAAUGCUUGGAAAUAGGUAGUUUUGCUGAAUUAAUUCAUAUUUUUGUCCCCUUUCUGUUAGUUGUUAGUUGUAAUUAUGAUAUUUCGCUGUGAUUGAUGGUCCGGUUGUGCGAUCUGUGCCUGGCAGUGUGCGCGAGCUCCCGGCCUUCUCUGAGGUAGACUUCAAAACACCUUGUUGUGUGUCCGAAAAGGUUGUUUACCUGGCAGCCGGUUGUGGAUAACAGUGUGUUUGUGUUCGUUCUUUAAGUCUGUAUUAAAGAAUUAAACAUGUUUUACCAAAACUGAGAAGGGAGAGUGACUGUAUCACGAGCUACUGUAAGUAUAGUCUAACUGCCUGUCAACAUCUAUCUUCAUUAGAACAUUUAAGUGUUGUCGAUUUAUCCUGGCUUAAUUCAGGCAUCAAAUAGGCCUACUGUAGAUGAUCCCCUCAUGUUAAUUAAUUGGUUUUAAGAUUUCCUUGUCAUUCAUGGUGCAGCAAAUCCGUAUUUCAAAGGUAACGAUAUAUUGCAUUUAAAGAAAUGGUGGCGAUAUUUGAGACCGUUUUGUAAAUGCGACUGUUAUUUGUAUAUUUAAAGAAAUUAUAUAUAUAUAUAAUUGCUGAGAUGUUAUCACAUGAUAAUAAACACGCCUAUUGUCGUUUUAUUA